AUGCUGCAGGCACUGUGCCGUGGCCACAAACUGCAAACUGUUAGCCCCUUCGUGGCCACCAGCCACACCUGCCAGCGGGUCCAGCUCGGCAGAGCAGCCCGAAGCUCGCUGGCUGUCCCGGAGCAGGAGGAGGAGGAGGAGGAAGAGAAGCAGGAACAUGACAUCUCCCUCUUCGUCAAGGCUGGCAGUGAUGGGGAAAGUAUUGGAAAUUGCCCAUUUUCUCAGCGUCUUUUUAUGAUUCUGUGGCUAAAAGGUGUCAUAUUUAAUGUCACAACCGUGGAUUUGAAAAGAAAACCUGCAGACUUGCAGAACCUAGCCCCGGGAACAAACCCCCCCUUCAUGACAUUUGACGGCGAAGUGAAGACCGACGUCAAUAAGAUUGAGGAGUUCUUGGAAGAAAAAUUAGCGCCGCCCCGGUAUCCCAAACUUGCACCAAACCACCCUGAGUCUAACUCUGCAGGAAAUGAUGUGUUUGCAAAAUUCUCUGCGUUCAUAAAGAACCCAAAAAAAGAUGCUAAUGAAAAUUUGGAAAAAUCUUUGCUUAAAGCCCUGAGGAAGCUGGACAACUACUUAAAUAGCCCCUUGCCAGAUGAAAUUGAUGCUUACAGCACCGAGGAGAUCACUGUUUCCAGUCGGAAGUUCCUGGAUGGAGAUGAGCUCACCUUAGCAGAUUGCAACCUCCUACCAAAGCUCCAUAUAAUUAAGGUUGUUGCAAAAAAAUACAGAAAUUUUGAAUUUCCACCUGAAAUGACAGGGAUUUCAAGAUACUUGAACAAUGCAUAUGCAAGAGAUGAAUUUACAAACACUUGUCCUGCUGAUCAAGAAAUUGAGUAUGCAUAUUUGGAUGUUGCAAAGAGAAUGAAGUAAAUGGAAGAUGCUUCUGUUUGUCAUUCCUUCUGAGAUUUAGAUGGGCACCAGCCAACAUGGAAAAAAACAAAACAAAAAACCUGUACACUCUGCAGUGUAAGUUCUGUCAUUGGCCAAUCCUUCUUUUACAGUAAUUGUACAGCAUUAUUUGCUAAUUCUUAAAUUAUACAUGUAUAUGUUUGUGUGUCUGGGCAGAUGUAUACACACACAAAUGUGUGUACUGCAUUCCAAAUUAAAGACAGAUCAAUGUUAAAGCAUUUGUUGAAGUUAGGGGAACAGUGUAGGUCACACAAUCAGAGAAAAAUUACAGACUAGUGACUUAUGCUAAAUUACUGAAUUUUGGGAAGAAAUAGCCCUGUUUCUCACACAUAUUUAACCUGUCGUUAUUGCUGCCUCGGAUCUGUUUCAUAUUUGUUGCCAAACUUCACAGUUACCAGGAGGGUUUCUGUUUGCUUCUCCGUAAGUAUCAGAGGGCUGCAAGCCAAUUCUUGGCAUGCCCGCAGCAACCCUGGUUUAUCCAGGAGAAAGGCCAUCUGGUAGGUUGGACCACACCUGCCUUCCCAGAAGCCCUCUCCUCUCUGCUAGAGACCUGUAGAGCAGGUUGAUGAAGAACAACUCCUUUGCACAUUGUAUGAGUCCUUCUUCGGUAUUUAUCCUGCCUUCUCCUUUCUCAGGGCUGCACAACCCACCCAGCCUCCUCCAGUCCUGGUGAUCCCCAUCAAAGAGGGGAGCACAGACUAUCCCUAGCCUGUAGACUAUCUAAUAAUAAAUAUUUGAUAAGGGAGGAGCGAGAGGCUUGGUUGUCACUGUGGAGACAAGGAAUGGGAGAAUAUCUCUUCUCAGCUACUGAGGGAGGAUCCUUCUUUCCUGGCCUUCCAUGACUCCCAUUGAUUUUAGAAAGCAAAGAGGAGGAGAAGGGCUAAGACAGAAAUAGUCCUUUUCCACUCUCUCCUGAUGGUUGAGCUCCAGUGUACUGGAUUUCCCGAGGCAGUUGUUAGGCCUUCAUUGAUAAGAGCUUUACAGCUGAUCAAAGAGCUGUCUACCAGGGACAAGACAGACACUGCUCCAGCUGUAGGUGGGGGAUGCAUUAGAUGAGCCCCUCCAGCCUUGCAGGAGUCUGGUUUCAAGGCAGUCAGUACUAGUGAGAAACACCCUCUAGCCUGGCGUCUGGGAACACAGUGUUAGAGAUGUUUGGCCUGUGAGAAGGUACAUUCCCAGCUGCUUUCUGCUGAGCAGGCUCUCAGCAGGCAAGUAGGAGUAGAGGGUGCAAUGCUGUAGUCAUAGGGUCAUCUGGAAAUUUCCUUUGGAUGUAUUUUGCCUGUGUGUACAAAAUAGAUGUGAAAAUGGCUAAAAUAAAUAGCCUAUGUUAAUGUCUAUGUCCACAAAAAGACUGUUACAGAAUAGUCAUUCAUCUUUGCCCUUAUCAAACAUAUACCUGCUUUCUUACAAAGCAUUACUUAUGGUAACAGUAGGUGUCAGGUAUAUUGUGUCUGCGAUAUUUUGCUCCUACACACUAUAUCUAUGCACACAUCAUCCUAUACACUACAACUGUGAGUUCUGUUGCAAAUAUCCUAUCACAAUUGUUUGUAAACAGCAUUAGAUAUGGAGUUUUAAUUUGUCUUCUUUAGAGAACAGACACAAUAUCUUUCCCCUCCCUCCCUCAGUUCUGAGUUUAUAUAUUGGGGAUGAUAGCUGAGCAGUCACUCAUCAAAUAUUACUAACUGCUACUUUGUAUUUUCAAAUACAUAUAUAUA
Struthio camelus australis is the source of this 2621-nucleotide messenger RNA. RefSeq names its product chloride intracellular channel 6 (gene CLIC6). Gene Ontology annotation, molecular function: D3 dopamine receptor binding; D2 dopamine receptor binding; D4 dopamine receptor binding. NCBI's taxonomy places the organism in Eukaryota, Metazoa, Chordata, Aves, Struthioniformes, Struthionidae. The record is from RefSeq and is a predicted model, not a curated record.